GUUCAAAAUGGCGGAGUUUUCUAUCUCCUUUUAAAAGGCACUCAGAAAGCUGCGCAGUGCGACCAUUCUCCGUAUAGUAAAAGAAAAUCAAAGUAUGUGUUGGGGAACCUCUGAUUUAUAUCGAAAAAAAGAAUCGAUUAUUAUAUUCAUAAAGAAGAUCGAUUUCGUCUGAGGUCGUUCCUGUCAACACCCUGUCAAAAUCGGAUUCUUUUUCAAUCUUCUUUUUUAUUUUUUAAGUUAGAUUUUUUAUUUGUGGUUAGGUUAGGUUUUAGGUUAGGUUGUCAUCACCGUUGCCACUGCUGUUACUUUUUUAGAUGGAUUUAAAUGAUGCAAUUUUAAUAAAUUAUUAAGCAAAAUUACUACUUAAAAUGACUGAAAACAAGGUACAGGAAAUUCCUCGAGUGCCAGAGACUAUCAAAUUUCCUGAGGAGGAAGAAAAAAUUAUAACAUAUUGGAAACAAAUAGAUGCAUUUAAAACGUGUUUAAAACAGUCCAAAGGAAAGCCCAAGUACACUUUUUAUGAUGGUCCCCCUUUUGCGACUGGACUUCCUCAUUACGGACAUAUUCUUGCUGGUACCAUUAAAGAUGUAGUCACUCGUUAUGCUCAUCAAUUAGGUUAUCAUGUAGAAAGGAGAUUCGGAUGGGAUUGUCAUGGAUUGCCAGUAGAAUAUGAAAUUGAUAAAAGUAUGGGUAUUAAGGGCCCAGAUGAUGUUAUGAAAAUGGGUAUUGCAAAGUAUAAUGAGGAAUGUAGAAAGAUUGUAAUGAGAUACAGUGACGAUUGGGAAAAAAUUGUGGGUAGACUUGGAAGAUGGAUUGAUUUCAAAAAUGACUACAAAACAUUAUACCCUUGGUUUAUGGAAUCUGUUUGGUGGAUAUUUAAACAAUUGUACGUGAAAGGCUUGGUUUAUAAGGGCAACAAAGUAAUGCCAUAUUCCACUGCUUGCAAUACACCGCUGUCUAAUUUUGAAACUGGUCAAAAUUACAAGGAUGUCGUAGAUCCCGCUGUAACUGUUAGUUUACCAAUUAUAGGAGAUAAGGAAGGCGCAUCUAUUUUGGUAUGGACCACAACUCCUUGGACUCUACCAAGUAAUUUAGCAACCUGCGUUCAUCCUGAUCUAAUUUACGCCCGGUUUCAACAAAUCAGUACAAAUAAGAUCUACAUUAUGAUGGAAUGUCGUAUAGAAUCAAUUUUUCCCGUUGACGACAUAAAAAUAUUAAAAACAUUUCCUGGAAAAGAGCUCAAGGGUUUAAGUUAUGAACCUGCUUUCGAUUAUUACGCUAACCUAAAAGGAACGGCAUUUAAAAUUUUGGUUGAUGAUUAUGUAACUUCCGAAUCUGGUACCGGCAUUGUACAUCAAGCCCCCUAUUUCGGUGAAGAUGACAAUAGAGUUUGUUUGGCUCAUGGUGUUAUAACAAGAGACCAAGAUCCUAUAUGCCCUAUCGAUGCUAGAGGUUGCUUUAUGCAGCCUGUGACAGAUUUUCUGGGGCAAUAUGUCAAAGAUGCAGACAAGAAUAUUAUAGCCAAGUUGAAGGAGAAAGGUAGACUUACUCAUCAGUCUCAGAUAAAACAUAGCUACCCAUUUUGUUGGAGAUCAGAUACGCCUCUCAUAUACCGCGCGGUGCCAUCCUGGUUCGUACGCGUUGAACAUAUGAGAGAUGACUUACAGAAAUCCACCAUGGAUACCUAUUGGGUGCCCGAUUUCGUUCGAGAUAAGAGAUUCGCCAAUUGGUUAAAAGAAGCGAGAGAUUGGGCUAUUAGCAGGAAUAGGUAUUGGGGAACGCCUAUUCCCAUUUGGAUGUCUGCAGAUGGAAACGAAGUAGUUUGUAUCGGAAGUAUUGCAGAAUUGGAAGAGCUCAGCGGUCAAAAAAUUACUGAUUUGCAUCGAGAGACAGUUGAUAUCAUUGAAAUUCCAAGUCGCAUCCCAGGAAACCCGCCACUAAAAAGAAUAACAGAAGUGUUUGAUUGUUGGUUUGAAUCUGGUUCUAUGCCCUACGCCCAAGUCCACUAUCCAUUUGAAAAUAUGAAAGACUUCGAGGACAGCUUUCCAGCUAAUUUCAUUGCUGAAGGCGUCGAUCAAACCAGAGGCUGGUUUUAUACCCUUACCGUAAUAUCGACAGCUUUAUUCGGCAAAGCACCGUUCAAAAAUUUAAUUUGUAAUGGAUUGGUUCUUGCGAGUGACGGAUUUAAAAUGUCUAAAAGAAAGAAAAACUAUCCGGAUCCUCUGGAAAUUGUCAACAAGUUCGGAGCCGAUGCUUUGAGGUUAUAUUUAAUCAAUUCUCCUGUAGUUAAAGCUGAAAAUUUACGUUUUAAAGAAGAAGGCGUUCGGGAUGUUAUUAAGGAUGUUUUCUUGCCGUGGUACAAUGCUUUUAGAUUUCUUCUGCAGAACAUUGAAAUUUUUGUUCAAAACUAUAAUAUCCCUUUUACCUACGACGAAAAAAAGAUUAGCAGUGACAAUAUAAUGGAUAAAUGGAUUUUAUCGUUUACAGAAUCUCUGCUUUUGUAUGUUCGAAAGGAAAUGGAAUUAUACCAUCUUUAUAACGUAAUACCCAGAUUGACGAAAUAUUUUGAUUAUCUUACGAAUUGGUAUGUCAGAAUGAACAGGAAGAGAUUGAAGGGUGAAACCGGUCAAACCGAUUGUUACGCAGCACUGAUAACCUUGUUUAACGUACUAUUAAACAUUAUUAAAAUGAUGGCGCCGUUUUCCCCUUUCCUAUCAGAAACCAUGUACCAAUAUAUAAAACAGUUGCUCAGUACCAAAGCAGACAGUGUUCAUUAUUUAAUGCUCCCUCAAGCCAAUCACGAACUUAUAAAUUUAAAUAUCGAACGAGCUAUUUCGCACAUGCAAAGCGUAAUCGAGUUAGGAAGAGUGAUACGCGACAGAAAAACAAUACCCAUCAAGUAUCCCUUACCGGAAAUAAUCGUCGUGCACAGAGAUCAACAAUACUUGGACGACAUAAUCUUAUUGCAAGAUUACAUUUUAUCGGAAUUGAACGUUAGAAAAAUCAGCACCACCAAUGACAAAAGCAAAUUUGGAAUUACUUUGAGAGCCGAACCGGAUCACAAGAUUCUGGGCCUGAGGCUUAAACAAGAAUUCAAAGCAGUUACUCAAGGUCUCAAAGCUCUAACUGACAACGAAAUAAACAAAAUGGUCGAGGCUGGAUACGCUACAGUAGCUGGACAACGAGUUGAAAUAUCGGAGGUGCGAUUGAUCUUCAAAUCGGAGAGUUUAAAUAGCGAUCAAUAUGAAGUGAAUAGCGAUAAUGAUGUUUUAGUACUCAUGGAUGUUACGCCGGAUUCGUCUAUGCAAGAUGAAGGUACAGCUAGGGAGAUCAUCAAUAGAGUGCAGAAACUUAGGAAAAAAGCUCAUCUCGUACCUACAGACGAAAUAUCUGUAUUUUACAUGGCUACUGGAGAUUUGAACAGAGUGGCUAAAGAAUAUACGCAAUUUAUAGAAAACACGCUUAAAACGCCUUUCAAAGAGCUGUCUCAAAAACGAACUUCGGAUGAAAUCAUAAUUGAAGAAAAACAAAAAUUAAAAGACUUUGAAAUUCACACUGUGUUAACGAGAAACAAUGAUGUUAAAUUGCCUUUAGUUAAUUGGGCAAAUAUACAAUUAAUCGAUAUCAAACCGAAAUAUUGCAAGGAAGCGACCAAAGGUUUAAUUUUAUUGCAAGCCGGAAAUUCGCUAAUUACUCUAGAAAAUUUGAAAAUUGAGAUAACCCGUUUGUUUAGUGUUAACGAUUUCGAUUUGCUGUUGAAAAAUGGAAACAUCCUAACUAGUAAGAAUUUAAAAGAUUUGAAUGGUCAAGUAAUUUUUGUGGUACCGGUUGGUAAAAAACCGAAUUUACCUGAUGGCACGUUUGCACCUUUUUGCAAAUUUGUCAAUUUUGAAGAAAACGGUUUCAAUGGUACCAUAAUUCUAGAAAAUCCUGUAGGAAAUCUCGUAAGAUAUAAUCAUGGAGAUAUUGUGAAGCGUUGGAAAAAAUGAUGUUAAUUUAUUAAUGAGUUUUGAUAUUUACAUUAGUUAAAAAGUUUUAAUGUAUUUAAAAUCAUUUUCAUUUUGUAACGUAUUAAAAUAAAUGAUUUGUUAAUUUUUUUUUCCUGAUCA
Molecule: messenger RNA, 4109 nt
Organism: Psylliodes chrysocephalus
Lineage: Eukaryota; Metazoa; Arthropoda; Insecta; Coleoptera; Chrysomelidae
Source: the annotation of a GenBank genome assembly